UAGAUUUUGAAUGUAGCACUACUGGCGUCAGAGGACCUGAGGACAAGGUUCAUGUUUACCUUUGCAAGAAUGGAGUUGGGAUAAGAAUUGCGGCGCUGGAGAAAGGAAGAAUGAUGCUAUUUUCACCCAUAUUGAUGUUACAAGAGAAGACUCAGGCAACCACAACUGUGUGUACACGAGAAAUAAACUCAUACCCAGUCAGGUGAACUCAACCGGGGAGAAUUAUCGUGUCUUUCAGGUCUAUGCAGAUGUGGAAGGAAGAAAACCGUUACAGAAUCACCCACCACAACAGGACCAAGCGGCGUGGUAACGGCCAGCAGCAACAGUGGCCAAAGACACAGGACUCUUGGACAUGGGAGGAAAUCCUCGACGGGAGAGGACCCUGGGCUAAACCAGUGGAGUGUAGCCGCCCCAAGGUGCAGCAGGAGAAGAGGCAGCAGGAGCAGCGCAAAGAGGAAUGGACAUGGGAGGAUGGUAAAGGACCCUGGGCACAGCCAGGAGAAUAUCGCCGCCCCAAAGAAGAGCUGGAGGCAGCGAAAGCACUGGUAUGAGGAGGCAGCACAGCGCUGUGGAUGGAAGCCCGAGAGUCAGACCCAAAAAUUUCUUGGCGGGGGAACACAGGGAGUAUGGCGAAGCCAGGUAGGAGACCUGCGCCAACUUCCUGUGCUUACCGGGGGGCGAGAGAGACCGGGCAGGCACCGAGCCAAGGGCCAUGAAGCCGGCUCUACGCAUCUGGUCUCCAGUGCGUCUCCUUGGGCCAGCGUACAUGGCACCAGCCUUGCGCAUGGUGUCCCCGGUUCGCCUGCACAGCCCAGUGCGGGCUAUUCCACCUUGCCGCACUGGCAGGGUGACCGGGAGCUUUCAACCAGGUAAGGUUGGGCAGGCUCAGUGCUCAAGAGCUCUUGUGCGCCUGCACGGUCCGGUCUAUCCAGUACCACCUCCACGCAUCAGCCCUCCGGUGGCAGCUCCCCGCACUCACCCUGAGGUGCGUGUCCUCGGCCCAGUACCACCAGUGCCGGCACCAAGCACCAGGCCUACAGUGCGCCUCGCCUGUCCAGCGCUGCCAGAACCUUCCUCCUCUCCAGCGCAGCCGGAGUUUCCCGCCUGUCCGGCGCCGCCUGAGCUGCCCGUCUGCCCAGCGCCACCUGAGCUGCCCGUCUGCCCAGUGCCGCCUGAGCUGCCCGUCUGCCCAGUGCCGCCUGAGCCUUCCGUCUGUCCACAGCUGCUAGAGUCUCCCGUCUGUCCAGAGCUACUAGAGUCUCCCGCCUGUCCAGAGCUGCUAGAGUCUGCCGUCUGUCCUGAGCUGCUGGAGUCUCCCGUCAGUCCAGAGCCGCCGGAGUCUCCCGUCUGUCCAGAGCCGCCGGAGUCUCCCGUCUGUCCAGAGCCGCCGGAGUCUCCCGUCUGUCCAGAGCCGCCGGAGUCUCCCGUCUGUCCAGAGCCGCCGGAGUCUCCCGUCUGUCCAGAGCCGCCGGAGUCUCCCGUCUGUCCAGAGCCGCCGGAGUCUCCCGUCUGUCCAGAGCCCUUGGAGUCUCCCGUCUGUCCAGAGCCACCGGAGUCUCCCGUCUGUCCAGAGCCGCCGGAGUCUCCCGUCUGUCCAGAGCCGCCGGAGUCUCCCGUCUGUCCAGAGCCGCCGGAGUCUCCCGUCUGUCCAGAGCCGCCGGAGUCUCCCGUCUGUCCAGAGCCGCCGGAGUCUCCCGUCUGUCCAGAGCCCUUGGAGUCUCCCGUCUGUCCAGAGCCACCGGAGUCUCCCGUCUGUCCAGAGCCGCCGGAGUCUCCCGUCUGUCCAGAGCCACCGGAGUCUCCCCUCUGUCCAGAGCCGCCGGAGUCUCCCCUCUGUCCAGAGCCGCCGGAGUCUCCCCUCUGUCCAGAGCCGCCGGAGUCUCCCCUCUGUCAUGAGCCGCCGGAGUCUCCCGUCUGUCAGGAGCUUCCAGAGCCGCCAGUCAGCCAGGAUCUUCCAGAGCCGCCAGUCAGCCAGGAUCUUCCAGAGCCGCCAGUCAGCCAGGAUCUGCCAGAGCCGCCAGGAUCUGCCAGAGCUGACAGGAUCUACCAGAGCCACCAGGAUCUGCCAGAGCCGCCAGUCAGCCAGGAUCUGCCAGAGCCGCCAGUCAGCCAGGAUCUGCCAGAGCCGUCAGUCAGCCAGGAUCUGCCAGAGCCGCCAGUCAGCCAGGAUCUGCCAGAGCCGCUAGAGUCAGCCAGGAUCUGCCAGAGCCGCUAGGAUCUGCCAGAGCCGCCAGUCAGCCAGGAUCCGCCAGAGCCGCCAGUCAGCCAGGAUCUGCCAGAGCCGCUAGAGUCAGCCAGGAUCUGCCAGAGCCGCUAGGAUCUGCCAGAGCCGCCAGUCAGCCAGAAUCCGCCAGAGCCGCCAGUCAGUCAGGAUCAGCCAGGAUCCGCCAGAGCCGCCAUUCAGCCAGGAUCCGCCAGAGCCGCCAUUCAGCCAGGAUCUGCCAGAGCCGUCAACCUGCCUGAGCUAUCUCUUAGUCUUGGGCUACCUCUCAGUCCUCAGCUACCUCUCAGUCUUGAGCUACCCCUCAGUCCCGAGCUACCUCAGUCCCGAGCUGUCCCUCAGUCCGGAGCUGCCCCUCAGUCCGGAGCUGCCCCUCAGUCCAGUGGGGCCCUUUGGUAAGGUUACUAGGCCAAGGUCGGCGGCGAGGGUCGCCACUCAAGGGACGCUAAGUAAGCGGACUAAGACUGUGUUGGAGUAGCGUCCACGUCCCGCGCCAGAGCCGCCACCGUGGACAGACGCCCACCCAGACCCUCCCCUAUGGGUUUAGGUGUGCGGCCGGGAGU
Molecule: messenger RNA, 2784 nt
Organism: Oncorhynchus masou masou (cherry salmon)
Lineage: Eukaryota; Metazoa; Chordata; Actinopteri; Salmoniformes; Salmonidae
Product: putative protein FAM47C
Exons: 2
Coding region: 713-2215 (500 amino acids)
Source: RefSeq, a predicted model, not a curated record